AGUUGUAAAAUGAGGAACUUCACACUAAGUUACUAUAAUAAGUUUUACUUGUAACGUAUUUCUUAAUAUAUGACACUACCAUAUCAUAAAAAAUGUCAACUCACCCGUAAAGUUUUAGUUUAGCAUUAAUUUUAAAGUUGGAUCAAAUUUUUUGCACAUUUUUUUAAACUUUGUGGCAUAGAAAAUGACAUUUCUUGUAAUCACUUGAUUUAAAGUAAAGCAAUUCAAGGAAGUGGGACUAUUCUGACCAACAGGGCAAUCAGAAGGUAGGAGUUUCCUGUUUCACUCACAUAACCUGUCAGCAAAAACCAUAGCAUUGCAUCAAUGAACUGCUGGAAUCUGAGGUAAUCACAUGUUCUCCAAGUUCUCAGGAGUGGCAUAGAUGUAUGACCGAGGCUCACACACCUACAUGAAGCCAGUCACAAGAUGUGUUGCACAAUUUGUGUGGACUUCAGAGCCUGACAGAGGUGGGACUUAUCACAUCCUUUCAGAGAAAUAAAAGUGUAAAAGCAGAAUGGUACUGUUUCAUACAUCUCUUCUGCAUCGGACAAGACACACCAAUGGACCCUAUUGGAAAGAAUUAACAAAAAAAUAAAUACAUUUUAAAAAGUGUAAUCGCAAGAUUCCACCCCAGAUCUAGAAGAAAAUGUGUGCCUUUUCGAGAGAGAACGUCCUACAGAAGAUGAAUAUUCCGUGGUCCACAGUAUUAUAUUUUUUUGGAUUCUGUUUAUAUAUUAUGGACAUAGUGACAGACAUCUCUCUGUUUGUGAACUACAUCAAAAACGGCCAGUACUUGUGGGGUGGAAUGACGAUGAUGUUUGUCGUCACUGGAACGCUGUCCACCCAACCCUUCAGCUAUGUCUGGUACAGGGAUGAUGAUGAGGAGCCAAAGACACUUAAAGCUGGGCUUGCUGUGCACUUGUUUGGCUUGGGCACCAUUUUCAGGUACUAUCACCUGCUGAAAGAAAGCUGCAGAGUACAUAGGACCACAGCCAAUUCACCCACAGCAGAACGUACAGGGACGGAGCACAAUCUUCUCUUUGGCAUGGCAACAGACCUGUGCAUGCUCAAAAUGUUUGAAGCUUUCCUUGAGAGUGUUCCUCAGAUUCUCUUGCAGCUUUACAUAAUCCAUGACCAGAAUGAGGGCUUUUUCCAUCAAUGGUUGUCCGUUGCCUUUUCUGUCAGCAAUGUGGCUUAUACUUUGAUGGAUUUCCGCGUUUGCCUGCGCAGGUCUCUCCCCCAUGCCAGACAAAAGCCCUCAAUCCCUUCCAGACUGGUUUACCUUUUCUACAAGCUCUUCACCAUCACCAGCCACAUCCUCAGCUACAGCCUCCUCCUCACUCUCAGCGUCUACAGCAUGGUAGCCUUAACUGUCCUCUGGCUGCUGAUGACAGUUUGGGUCCACUUUCUCAAAACCGACUUUUGCACUUCCAAAGGCCUUGAAUUCUUUUACCGUUUAAUAGUGGGAUUCAUCCUCGUUUUCACAUUUUUUAACGUGAAAGGGCAGGACACCGGAUUAGCCAUGACUGUCUAUUACAUGUUGUAUGCCAUCAUCAAUAUUAUAGCUCCAAUAUUAUCAAUGUUUUUAGUGCCAGAACUGCAGACACGCGUGUUUUUGUGCAUAACAUGUGUGAUCGGUGGAACUACAAUCCUUGGGUUCAUGUGCCUCAUUUUGUAUUAUUACUACCUGCAUCCCAGAGGGAUGCAACGGGAGCCAGAUGAGGUUGAUGGCUUGGACACAAAAGCAAAAGCAACAAGGAGAAUGAGGCGCUUUCUUCAACCUUGAUUAAAGUCAUUUUUAAAUCAUAUUUAGUUUAGUUUAGUGAGAAGAGUUGAGUGAAGAAUGAAGUCUAGACUCCAAAACAAGUUCUCGUUGUUUUAGUAUCUGAAAGUAACAUUUUUUUGUACCUAUAUGAUAGUGUUGUAAAGAGGUUAACUAUGUUACCAUUUAAAUUAAUGUACAAAACAUGACAAAAUAAAUAUUUUUUUAAAUGCUUUGUUAAUAAAAAAAGCCUUUUUCAAAAUUUCGCUACAUAAUUAUUAGUUUAUGUUGGUCUAUUGGGGCUGUGUGCAUGGUCUGGUGGUAAGCACUGUCCUGUCACAUCAAGAAGGCCUUGGUUCAAAUCCUGGCUGGGUUUUUCUUUGUUAAAUCUGUUUGGUGCAUGUUGUCCCCAUGCAUGCAGGGUUUUUCUCUUUAGCUUGCUCUUACAGCCCAAAAACACAUUUCAUAGGGGAGACAGAGCCUUCUCCAUUGCUGCCCUGACCCUACGGAACACCCUGCCCCAACACCUCAGAGACUGCACUGAGCUCCCAAUGUUGAAAAAAAUCGCUAAAAACUCAUCUUUUUCAAAUGGCUUUCAAUCUUUAAUCUGUCAUUUUUAUUUAUUUUAUUUUUAUUGUAUUAGCUCUUGUUUUAAGUGACUGUUUCUUACUCACGUGUUGUAGUGCGUCUCUGUGUGCCAUUUAAAGCAUUUUAAAAAUAAAAUGUAUUAUUAUUAUUAUUAUA
Oryzias latipes (Japanese medaka) is the source of this 2506-nucleotide messenger RNA. It is a transcript of the gene xkr9, whose product is annotated as XK, Kell blood group complex subunit-related family, member 9. Gene Ontology annotation, cellular component: membrane. The record is from RefSeq and is a predicted model, not a curated record. NCBI's taxonomy places the organism in Eukaryota, Metazoa, Chordata, Actinopteri, Beloniformes, Adrianichthyidae.